Prunus armeniaca (apricot) is the source of this 372-nucleotide messenger RNA. The record is from the annotation of a GenBank genome assembly. Lineage: Eukaryota; Viridiplantae; Streptophyta; Magnoliopsida; Rosales; Rosaceae.
AUGACCCUUGCCGUUCGGCAAGGGAUUUGCGAUUGGCUGAGCUUGGGAGCCUGGGGCCUUGGCUGCCGAGAAGACUGUGAGGUCUCACGAGCGUGGCAGAUCCGGUUGGUACGUGCUGAAACCGUGGUGAGCUUAGUCACCGACCUACGUCUUCGGUCAGGAGAGCUGGGUUGUUUCAGCAGUUUUGGUUGGUGGGUGUCCAGGUCAUUUUUGGAUGUGAACCUGGGGUGUCUUGAGCAUUUGGAGCUGGGUUCGUGUGAUUUGUUCUUCAAGGGCAGUGGCUGCGCUCGGCAAUCAUGUGUGAACGGUUCGGUAGCAGUCCCUGCCGAACGGCAGGGUUGGCUCGAGUUUUCUGAAGAUCUUGCGGGGUGA